Molecule: messenger RNA, 10874 nt
Organism: Cervus elaphus (red deer)
Lineage: Eukaryota; Metazoa; Chordata; Mammalia; Artiodactyla; Cervidae
Gene: SCAI
Product: suppressor of cancer cell invasion
Exons: 18
Coding region: 143-1963 (606 amino acids)
Biological process (GO): DNA-templated transcription
Cellular component (GO): nucleus
Molecular function (GO): transcription corepressor activity
Source: RefSeq, a predicted model, not a curated record
AGGAGGCGGGUCUCGCGGCAAGCCUGGCAGAGGCGCGAGGCCCUCCGCCCGCCUCUCCGCCUACUCCAAGCCUCCGCCGCCUCAGCUUCCCGAGCGAGCCCUGCGGCCGCCGGAGCAGCUCCCGCGGCGGAGCAGGAGCCGGAUGGUCAGAGGAGCCCGGCAGCCCCAGCAGCCGCGGAGUCGCCUGGCCCCCAGACUGACUGGCACAGUGGAGAAACCACCCCGAAAACGGAAAAGCAGAACUGAAUUUGCUCUUAAAGAAAUCAUGUCCUCUGGCGGUGCUGAAGAUGACAUCCCACAGGGAGAGAGGAAAACAGUGACAGAUUUUUGUUACCUUCUGGAUAAGUCUAAGCAACUGUUCAAUGGGUUGAGAGAUUUGCCACAAUAUGGACAGAAGCAGUGGCAGUCCUAUUUUGGAAGAACUUUUGAUGUUUACACCAAACUGUGGAAAUUCCAGCAGCAGCAUCGACAAGUCUUGGAUAAUCGGUAUGGCUUGAAGCGGUGGCAAAUAGGGGAAAUUGCUUCUAAGAUUGGGCAGCUAUACUACCAUUAUUACCUACGCACAUCUGAGACCAGCUAUCUGAAUGAGGCUUUCUCCUUCUAUUCUGCAAUCAGACAGAGAUCUUACUAUUCUCAAGUCAAUAAAGAGGACAGACCUGAGUUGGUAGUUAAGAAGCUACGAUACUAUGCAAGAUUUAUAGUAGUUUGUCUUCUUCUCAACAAAAUGGAUGUUGUGAAGGAUCUGGUAAAGGAACUGUCUGAUGAAAUUGAAGAUUAUACUCACCGCUUUAAUACUGAAGAUCAAGUGGAAUGGAACCUGGUACUUCAAGAAGUAGCAGCUUUCAUUGAGGCGGACCCUGUAAUGGUAUUAAAUGAUGAUAAUACCAUUGUUAUCACAUCUAAUCGCCUUGCUGAAACGGGAGCCCCAUUGCUGGAACAAGGCAUGAUUGUGGGACAGUUGUCUCUGGCUGAUGCACUCAUUAUUGGUAAUUGUAAUAACCAGGUUAAGUUCAGUGAACUAACUGUUGACAUGUUCCGGAUGUUACAAGCCCUGGAAAGGGAGCCAAUGAAUUUAGCUUCCCAGAUGAAUAAACCAGGAAUGCAGGAAUCAGCUGACAAGCCUACCAGGCGAGAAAACCCGCACAAGUAUCUGCUCUACAAACCAACCUUCAGCCAACUAUACACUUUCUUAGCAGCAUCUUUUAAGGAGCUGCCUGCCAAUAGCGUGCUUCUGAUUUACCUGUCAGCCACUGGCGUUUUCCCCACAGGUCGUUCUGAUAGUGAAGGUCCUUAUGAUUUUGGAGGGGUACUUACUAAUAGUAACCGAGAUAUUAUAAAUGGAGAUGCCAUCCACAAACGAAAUCAGUCCCACAAGGAAAUGCAUUGCCUCCACCCUGGAGAUCUCUACCCCUUCACAAGGAAGCCGCUGUUCAUCAUUGUGGAUUCGUCCAACAGUGUUGCUUACAAGAAUUUCACAAACUUAUUUGGACAGCCACUAGUCUGCUUGCUUUCUCCUACAGCCUAUCCAAAAGCUUUACAAGAUCAAUCUCAACGAGGUAGCCUGUUCACUCUCUUUUUGAACAAUCCUCUAAUGGCCUUCCUAUUUGUCUCUGGACUGUCAAGCAUGCGUAGAGGCCUAUGGGAAAAGUGUCAAGAAUAUCUUCGAAAAAUCAACCGCGACAUUGCCCAGCUACUGACCCAUUCACGUUCAAUAGAUCAGGCAUUUCUCCAGUUUUUUGGAGAUGAAUUUCUUCGCUUGCUUCUCACAAGAUUUAUCUUUUGUUCAGCCACCAUGAGGAUGCACAAGAUUUUUCGGGAAACACGGAAUUACCCAGAAUCAUAUCCACAACUGCCAAGGGAUGAAACAGUGGAGAACCCUCAUCUCCAGAAGCACAUUUUGGAAUUAGCAUCCAUUCUGGAUGUGCGAAACGUGUUCCUUGAGAAUACCAUAGACGACUAUUAAAGCAAAAAUCCUCUUAUUGAAACACGUUUUCAUUUGCCACAAGUUUUAAAUGGUGCAGUUUUCUAAUGUGAUGACAGAUACAUAGUGGUGUUAUUUAGUUUUUAUUUUUCAAUUUAGGACCACCAUUUUAAAAACAAACAAAAAAAAGUUGUUCAAACUUUUAGGGUAACUUUUAAAAUACAGUCUUUCAGGUGUUUUAUUAAAACCUCGAUUAAUAUUGGAAUUUUUAUUUUUUGGUUUUGAGGUAUGGGUACUUACCUCUAACAUCUAAUCGUACACUCAAAUAGUUACUAUUCUCACCCUGAGAAGAGUACAUCAUUUAUUUUUGUAUAAUGAGGAAAAUCCAACUCUUAUACUUGGACCUUAAAUGUGUGGAUUUAGAAAAUAUAUAAUUGUUCACAGAGGUGAAACUAGCCAGCAUGGACUACUCAAAAUCAAGAUCAUAGCCCUUCCAUAAUAUUUCUUUUCAUUCCAAGUUAGUAUCGAUAGAAAAAUGUGUGAUUCUUUGAAGCAUAAUCAAGUUAUAGUUCUUGAAAGUAUUUAAUUCGUUUAAAUGCUGUCAAAAUUUCAGAAACUGUAAAGCAUUGAUUUGUAUCUGAAAAGCUAAAUCUUUAAUUGGGAUCUUUAGAUGAUAAAUAUCAUUUGGAAUGUGUGAGUCCUGUGCUAUCAUGAGAUAUAUUUGCAUACUUUGUUUUCUUUGUAGUUUUUGAAUGCUGGAAGUGAAAAGGAGGUGAAAAAGAGCAGCUUUUAAAUCUUUCCGUCAAAAAAUCAGAUUGUUGGUUUCAUGAUCCAGUGUUUCCAUAGGAAUUCCAUUUAAGCUCUUAUUAAUGAGAUCAAGUUUGAAGCCUAUAUAGAUUGAAGUUUGUGGCUUACAGUACAGAGUUGGUCAUCUUUUUGCCUGGUUCAGGUCGAUGAACCUUCAAAGUCAGAGAUGUUAUUAAUAUUAGUUGAGGGUAACUGAAUUUAUUGUUUAACCUAAAAUGGAAGUUGCUUUUGCAUUGACAAUUUGGAAGUGAGGUUUUUAGAAACUCCUUGUAUUCACUAUUUUCUAUUUCAUGCACAAGUUUUUUUUUUAUUAUUUUAUAUAGGACUCAGUGUAUAAUAUUUAUAAAGAUUUUUGAGUUGUUUUCUUCCUUUUUAUCCCUUUCAAAAAAUUCACAGGCACUAGCUAUGAUUUCUUACCCCUCUUUUGACUCCACAACUUUCAGACUGAGAAAUCUAUGAAUCAAAAGCCCUUCUACCUAAUUUUCCAUACAGGCUCACAGUCUACCUCUGGCAGUCCCAGGGGAAAUGAGGUGUUUGCUGUUGGUGCCUCUUUCCUAUGUUCCUAGGGAAAUUUUACUGUAAUAUUUUAAACUUGAUUUUUAUUUCUGACAGAAUUAUUUGGAUCUAAGUUAUGCAUAUACCUGUUCCAAUUUGUUGAUUUUUCAUCUGAAGUCUUAAAGCUAUUGUUCUUGGGUUGGGCGGACUUUGUGGGUUUUUUAGUUAACUUUUUAAAAGUCAUUUUUGUUUGUUAUUUUAAACAUUAUUUCAGAAGUCUUUGGAAAAGCCCCAAAGAGAGAUUUUCUUUGCAAGUGGGUUUUCAUUGUCAGAUAAAGACUACUUUCCUUUUUUUUCCCCCAGUACCUUAGUAAACUUCAUAGCUUUCUUUUCAUAACUGCUCACCUGGACGACAGCAAUAGAUUAUCCUUAGUUAUCUGACCUCUUGUUUCAAUUCCCCUGAAGUUCUGUGCCAGUAAUGUUCCUAACAACACAUAUUGUCCUGUUCUCUGAUGAUUAAUAUAAUAUUUAUCACCCUGAGCUUUAUCCUCACCUGAUUAACAUAAAAAACAGUGGUUUGAGAACUGGGAGAUCUGAGUUCUAAUCCUGGCUUUCCUGGUAACUAGCUGCUUGUCCUUUGACAAAUGUCUCCAUGUCUCUGCUUUUUAGCACUCUUGCCUGUAAAACGAAGGCCUUGGCCCAAGAUUCAAUCCAGUUCUCUGUUUUCUAUAAUUUGAAUUCUUGGUUCUGAAAAACUGAUUUUCCCACCCCUGCCGCUUGGAAAGUUGGUUUCCCUUAUUUUGAUGUACACAGUAUUUCCUUUCCUAGAUCAUUUUUACCUAGUUUUUGUUCAAGAAAAUAUCUGGGUCUCACUUAUUUGUUGUAGAAAGUAGUUCAGAGACUUUCCGGAAAAAAUUAGAGGUUUUGUUAGUAGAAACACGUUUGUCUAAGAACAAGGGAUCUUAGAAAUCACAGUCAGUGUUUAGAUGAUGACAUUCCUCCUUAAGCUAGUAGUAGUGUAAUUCCUUACCAGUGGUUAAAAAUUUAAAGUGAACUGAUCUUGAGAGCAAAGCUAUACUAGAAAAUUCUAAACUAUUGUUUCAUUCAUGUGUAUUGAGCAACAACUGUUCUCCAGAUUUUAUCCUAGGCAUUAGUCUGACAGACCAAGUAGACUUAAACUUCCUUGUCUUCAUGGAACUUAUAUUCUAGUAGAAGACAUCAGGCAAUAAAUAUAAUACAUAAUUUAUGUUAGAAAGUUUUAAACAGUAUGAAGAAAAUUUAAGAGUGUGCUAAGGAAAAUUUUUCCUUUGUUUUUAGAGAGAGAAUAAAGUUUCAAAGACCAAUCAGGGUAGGCCUUCUUGGAAAGGUUACAUUUGUGCAAACAUGUCAUAUUCCUUUGUCUUGUCUUUUUUUUUUUUUUACUUUUUAUCAUGAAAAUUUGAAACAUGCACAGUGUUUAAUGAAUGCUCUUGGACCCAUUACCCAGCCUCUACAUUUUAAGGCCUUUCUUUAAUUGAGGAAGAGGAAAUGAAAAGGACAAUCACUUAAUGGUAAGGUCAAGAUGGCAGUGGCAGAGAAGAAUCUCAUUUUUUUCAACAUGUCCUGCCCCCCUUAUGAAUAUUAAAAUGGGAAAUCCUUUAUUUAUGUUUAGAAUUCAUAGAAAUUUAAAUUUUGGAAGGAAAAAAAAAGCAAAGCAACAGGGAAGAGCACUUCUUUUGCUUUCAAAUCGCACAGACUACCCCCCUGGAUAUUCUGAUACAGACUCUCACCUCACUUAAGAAUCACUAUAAACAAAAUAGUGUAAAAGUGCAAGAAGUAAGUUGUAUACAAACAAAAUGAAAAUUAAAUACAAAACAAAAUUAAGCACAAUGAAAUUGUUUUAUUUCUUUAUCCAUAUGUUUCUGAAGUUGGUAAAGCAACUGUCUUCUCUGUUUUACAGAAAAGAAAACAGAGACCCUCAAAAGCUGUCAGUUUUUUCCAUAAAGAUGGAGCCAGAACUAAAACUCAGAUCUCCUAUUCUCAGCCCAGUCUUUCCCGGUAGCUCAGGUUACUUUCUAUGACAAACAAGAAAGAAAUAAGAGAUUUAGAUUUUGGCACAGAAGUUAUGGUAUUUUUUUUAAUAUAUCAAAUAUUGAAACCAGUAAAUCAGUCAGCCCUAGCAAAAUUUUAUUUACUAAUUAUUUUUUAAAAAUCCACAAGUCAGACAUUUUAUCUUCGAUUUUAGCCAGGAUAUAUUCUUUGUGUAUGUGUAUGUGUGUGUGUUCUUCCUAGGAAGUGGUGCUCUCAAAAACCUCUCAAAGCACAUAGAAUUUAUUGUUCUCUUUAUAUUUUUACCAAGUUGAAAUGUUUUGAGAUUGUAAAAGGAAAGUGCAAUCUAGUCAUGACUGAAAUUUUCCUAGUAAAGGAUCUGAGUUUUAUUUUUUCCCUCACUGUGGCUACUAUGCUUUGUUUUCUUCUUGCAGUAGAAUUCCCUGUAAGACAUUAGGUGGUUAUUGAACUGAAUUUCUUUGCGGUAAAGGGAAAAGCAACAACUCUGAUUUAUAUAUCAAUUAUAGAAGCUUUCGUUGGUGUUCUUUUCCCAGUUUAAUCUCUGACCUGUGUGAGUUAGUAACUUUCUGUGUCUUAGAAGGGUUUUGGACUCAGUUGAAAAAUCGUAUACUUAGUUAUCCACAGAGACUUGUAAUCAGUCUGAUAGAGAACAUUGUACACAGGAAAUAUAGUAAGGUACCAAGGUCUGCAAACUUGGCUACUGCCUGUGAUUCAGAACCACCUCCCCACCCUGAGUGAGUAAAUAGAUUUGAUAUGAAUAUGAAUGUUACGAAUCUCCUGGUGAUAUUUUGGGUGUUUAUGUUCCUGUUAUGUGUGUGUGGAGAGUAUUAAGGAUAUUUACAUUGAGGGCUCUUUUGUUGUUCUUAUUUAUUUGAAAUUCUUAUUUUAUUUGCAAUAGCAUGUAUAUAUUUUGGUGAUGCUGAAUGCAAUCUGUGUAUACUUUUUGUAUAUAUGUAUAUAGCUGUAAAUAUAUGGUAUGCAGUGAUACAGUAUGUGUAUAUUAUAUACCCAUACCCAUUGUGGGCUGAAUUUAUUUAAGUUCUGUGAGGACAUCAUAGUGGCAUUGUUCAUGCUGCUGUAUUAGGUUGUGGCUGUAUCUCAAUCAUGAGCCUCUAUUUUGAGGGGCUUGUGUUUGGGUAAAAUGGGCUAUUUUGGAGUUGAAAUUAGGAUAUGAAGAUCUUAACAGAAAGCUGGAUAUUCUUAGCUUUAAAAAUCAUCUGCCAGUUUCCAUUUAAACUGAUGAUAAAUUAGUGAUAUAAACCUGAAAAACCUAAGUAUGUGAAACUGAGACACCAGCAGGUUCUUAAGCUAUAUUAGUCCUUUAUUUUCUUGACUAUAGUUGGGUAUUAUUACUUAGUAGCAUAUGUAUCUAUAUUGAGAGUCAAGGGGCAAUGGAAAAAAUUACUUUGAUCACAUUUCAAAAUAGAUAGGAAAAUGUCCUAAUAGGCAAAUGUUCCUAAUUGCCAUUUUAAUACCUGAUACCACAGUUUAAUUUUGGAAGAAUUUUUUUUUUUCACUAGUGUGUCUCAUUUUAUAUGUCUCUAUGAGGCAGAAAAGGGGGCAUUAGGUAGGAGAAGGCUUUACUUAGGUGGGGUCGAAUUUAAUGAGGAACAGGAGGUUGAUAAACCUGUAUAUUUGCAGCAGCUGUGAUUAAUUAAGUUCUGUCUUGGCAUUUCUAGCUAUAGAUUUUUCUUGAUUGGAAUUGCAUAUCAAAGAUGAGUCCACUCAUCUGCAAGAAUGCUUCCAGUGAAUAAAAUGCCUCCAGUUGUAUUUCUUUGUCUCUAUGAGACCACUGUGUUCUGCAAAUUGAUAGAUUCACACGUGAAGCAGGAUUCUUAACAGUAGGUGUGUGGCGUGCUAUAUAUAAAAGCAGGGCCUUCAAACCUCUCCCAAGAAUGACAGGUAGGGGAGGAUAAGAGGAUUGUUCGUAUGUGCAGUGCCAGUGUGUGAACCUAUGGAAUAUCACAGAGAUCAGGGCUCGGUUCCUCCUGUCUUCACUGGGCAUGUUCAUCUGCAUGGAAGAGUGUAGGAGAUAUUUUAAUAUACACUUGAAUAUAUUCACCACAAAAAUUAAGUGGGGUUUUCUUUGCAUGAUAAAGUAUAACUGCAAAAAACUGUUUACCCUAUGGUUCUUCAGAAGAUUAAAUCCAUCUGAUCCAACUUGAAAUUAUCUUACUAAGUCAGGAAUCAAUUCUGCCAUCCCCCAAUAUGUUACAUUUGCCUCUUCACUGUAGUUUUAAUAUAACAACCAAGUAUUCAUGAUACUUCUCAAUUAAAAUGUUACAUUUUAAAUAGUUAUAAUAGCUUUUUUCUUAAACACAUAAAAUUUGGCAGUGUACUAUUCUGAGAAAAUCAGUGAAAACAUUCAUAGUGUCUAAUGUUGUAGUAACCGAGUCAUUUAUUGCAACUGGAGAGUAGCAGAGCAGAUGUUAUGCUACUUAAAAUUCAUGGAACUGACUCACGCUUAAUGUGGACAUUGAUUUGAGGAGAGCAGCAGCAAUAGAAAGUGUGGUAGAUGAGGUUGAUAUUGUGACUAUGACCUCUGGCUCUCUAACAGUUGUCAAGCCAGUCACUUUGCAGUUAAAUAAAAAAUUGCUUAGAAAACCAAGCUCUCUCCCCCUGUUCUGCUGUCUUAGACAUCGAUAACUUUAUACCUGUUCAUGCUGUACCUCCAAUCUUUCACUGGAUACCGUGACCACUUUAUCCUAAAAAAAAAUUUUUUUAAGGCAAUUCAUCCUACUCAAACUAGAAUUUCUAAACGUGGUAUUAUACUGUGUUCCAGCUUCACUGAAUUUUUGAACACAGAUUUAUUAAACAUGCCUUGUGUUUAAGGAAGAAUAAUUGAUUUGUGAAUGAAAUCAAUCACCUUUUGAAGGGAAGGAUGUCAGAAUGAUGCUGGAGGGACAUGCCCUUAAAUGAGUAUAAAGACAAAUGUAUUAAGUGGAACUAGUUUGUUGAUGCCAUAGAAAUAUUUCCUUUGGAAUUCUGUAGAUAUGAAUUGUUUUCUUAAGCUAAAAUUGAUAUUUUUCACUUUAUUAGUUUGGUGUAAUAUUGACUUUUGAGAAAAAUUCCAUUUCGUAUAACAUUGUUCCUUAAUAACUGAAGCACCAUUUCUUAAUUUAAACAUAUUUUUGUUAAUUUGUGUUUUUUAAAGUUAUUUUUUAAAUUAAUUACCAAACUAUUCUGAGCAGUAUGAUUUUUUAAAAAACAUAUUUGAACAAGACUUCAGAGAUUUUUAGUAGUUUGAGAUAUAGUAAUUCUGCACUCCAGAUUCACUUAAUCAUCACUUAAUCAUCUAAUUUGGUCAUAGAACAGACUAUAAAUUGGGAAUAUUUUCCUAUUUUGGUGGAUAACUCCUGUCUAUAUCCUAAGACAAUCAUCUUUUUAGAUGUAGUAUUGUUUAUUGAGAGGUUGGUAAUUUCAGGGUUCAGAUUUUAUUUUACUUUUCUGAUAGGCUUAUGAAAUGAAAGUUAAUAGCCUGAGGGUUUAUGUCACUUUUCAGAAUGAGAUGGUAAGUUAUAGCUAGCCUUCCUUUAGGCGUGCAGUAAACAUUUAAAAUUUUGUGUUAUAUCAUUAAUAUUCUUUUCUGUUUUGAAACUGUCGUGAAUGUCCAUUUAUCCAUGAUUGAAAAUUAAGAUUUGUAAACAUUACGAUUUGACCCCUAAGUCUUCUCAAAUAUCAAAUCAGUAAGAUCAACCAUUGUAAAAAGCAAAUGGUCAUGUAUGUUAACCCAAAGUAAUCAUUUCCAAAUGAUAUCAAAACACUCUAAAUACAAAAAUCUUAUUGCUACCCUUGCAUGUUACUGACUUUUUUCUAGAUUAUGUAUUGUGAUGUAUUAAAAAUCUGCAGGAAAAAUUGCUUAAAAUGUUUUAGGGCAAUAAUUUUUACUGCUAUUUCUUGCAGAAUGAGUUUUUUUUUAAAAAAAGAAAAAACUCUUGUUUACCUUUUAUUAAAAAGAACUCAAUGGUUCAGUAAUAUAUCUUAGGAUUUUGUGUUUGUGGCUUUUUAUAGUUACGUGGUUACAUUCCUUUUGUCCCAUAGAUCAUAUGGCUAGUUCUCCAGCUGUUUUUUUAUUUAUUGUUUUUAAUAAACAUUGCCACUCAACAAUCAGAUAUAUUUUGGAGGCUUCUUCCUGUCAAAGUAGAAAGGUUUUAGGUAAUAGGAAAGGCAGAUGCAAUGUCCUACAUUUUCAUAGUAGAGCUUACAAGUGAAAGGAUUUAUUCAAAUAGGUUAUCGUCACUGUGUAGCACCAGUAAAAGUAGUGGUUUCAUUAAUCAUUGAAUGUGAUGAAGCAGUUUUAAGUCAUUUCCUACUUAGCUCUAAAGAAUUUUGUCAUUUCAGGCCACAUUAUUAUUUUCUCCAAGUGAUUUUACAUUGUAAGGUUGAAUAUCUUUUUAUUUAUAUCAUCACUAAGGGUUAAGAUAAUCAAAUAGGAAUUAAAAUAAGUUAUACUUGAUCUUUUUUCCCUGAAAAUAAUGGUGAACCUAUUGUCUAUAUUAUGAAUAUUAGGCAGAAAUGCACUUGUUUCGAUCAUAGAAGAAAUUACAUUUCGAAAAUAUAAUUAUUUGAUUUUCUAGUGGUGUGAAAUACUUUUUAAAAAUUGUGCUUGUCUGUAACUGAAAUGUUAUAGAAUUGUAACACUAUAAGGAUUCUAGAGUUAUAUUUAUUAGCUCUCUUUGAGAGACUGAAGCACAAUAAUUUUCACGUAACCGUUCUUACCAAGUGCUGCUAAUCUGUCGUGCAAAUGAUCAAACUAUUUGGUUGCCUAUCUAGCUAUUCACAAAUCACUGUAAUCCUUGAAAUGUAGUCUUGUUGCUCAUCUGUAUUAAAUUUUGGGUAUUGUGGGUUAAUACUUUAGAACAAAAUCCAUCAACUCAGCUCGGUGAGCCCAACAAACCGUUUGGAUUCACUAGUUUUAUAUGUGUUCUCAAUAGAAUUAAAUUUGAAGGGGCUAUUUACUACCAGUGACGAAGGGGGAAAAUUAUAUUGUCAAUAUCAUUUGACUUGAACAAUUGUGGUAUUGUAAAAGUCUUACCUGUUGUGUUUCUUAAUUGCUUAAGCCAUACAUACUCUUAAGGAUUUUUUUUUUUGUGUGUUCCUUUUCAGCAGCCUUUUUCUGCUGUCCGUUAUGGUUAAUAUGUCAUAGAUUUUAGAAAUUAAGGUUACCAAAACAUUUUAUUUUCCUGAUCAUCACUUUUGACUCUUGUGUGAUAUGUGAUUUGUCAUAAAGGAUAGCAAGCCUUCCACUACUUCACUAAAUGAAUUUCAGAGUAAACACUGUGAUUCUGCAGAGGAUUCAGUAGGCCCUUGUGUUUCCAAGUUUUCUUGUGUUACAUGGUGCCUACCACCUUGAGGGCGCUUAAAUACUAGAGGAGGAAGAGUUAAACAUUGUUUUGAUGUUUAUUGAAUAACAAGAUUACAGAUGAUUUGAUUUUUGUCGUCAGUGUAUUGAAGACAUUUUUGCAUUGAUAAAUGUUCUCUCUAGGAAUGUGAUUACAUUCAUCAGGUGUGAACUCUUGUAAAUGAAUUUUGUAUCUUGAAUUCACAUAUAUAUUAAGUGUAUCAUCGAUAUAAAAAUAAACAUUAAAAUUAUUUGCUUAAA